UUUGUCUGUCCUGCUUGUUAUUUCUUAAAAUAAUUUCUACAGGUUGGUCAGGCAAGGUUUUCCCUUCAGGAAACCAUGCUGACUGUGGUCUAUUUUAUCUUGUGACACGGUACUCUCAGAGCUCAUCAUUAAUAAUCGACUCCAACAUCUUCCCAAUCACUGCGGACAGACUAACUGGCCUAUAGUUUCCUUUCUUCUGCCUCUCUCCCUUCUUGAAAAGUGGUGUGACAUUGGCAAUAUUACAUUCUUGAGGAACCAUUCCGGAACAUUGUGAUUCCUGAAUGUUCAUUACUAAUGGGGCCACAAUCUUUUUAGCCACCUCUUUCAGAAAGCCGGGGUGUACACCAUCUGGGUCACGUGACUUAUCUAACUUGGCCUUCCAGUUCCUCAAGAACCUUCACUCUGGUUCUGGUAACUUUGUACACUUCUGACUCCUGACACCCGGAAGUCCCACCAUUAUGCUGGUGUCUUCCUCUGUGAAGACAGACACAACAUACUUAUUCAGUCUGUCUACCAUUUCUUUGUCUCCUGUCACUGCCUCUGCAGCAUCGUUGUCCAGCCACCCUAGACUUUUUAUUCGAUAAAAAGUGGGGUGCAAGUGCUUUAAUUGGGCAAGAAUGUUGCACCAACACACCAGACAAAACUGAAAAUGUAACUCACCUGAUGGAUUAUAUUUGAGAGGCAGCAGAUAGAAUGAGAGAAGUGGGAGAGCAGUUCCACAAUGAUAACCCCUCAGUAAGUCAGUGGCCAUGUGGGACUCUGGGACGAUGGUGGGAUACUGGUUUACAUUGUACAUUUCCGCAAUGAUAACCCCUCAGGAAGCCGUUGGCCAUUUGGGACUCUGGGACGAUGGUGGGAUACUGGUUUACAUUGUACAGUUCCACAAUGAUAACCCGUCAGGAAGCCGGUGGCCAUUUGGGACUCUGGGAGGAUGGAGGGAUACUGGUUUACAUUGUAGAGUUUAUCAAUCAUAACCCCUUAGGAAGCUGGUGGCCAUUUGGGAUUCUGGGAGGAUGGAGGGAUACUGGUUUGCAUGAUGGAAUAACCAUUGGAGCAAUAAUAAUACAAACAAUCUGAUUAUGAUUCUCGUGCUCAGUCGGGAGUCUGAAAAGGAGGAGAUAUCAGGGUUCUGGCUCCUCAUGGGGAAUGGACGGGGAAAAGAAAGCCCUGAGAUCUGAAGUAUUUUCACUUUAAAGACAUCAUUCACUUCGUAAGUUCUGAUGAUAUUGGAUGUCUGUUGUCAUGGGACAACAAAGAGGAGGGAAUGGGGAAAUAUGUACUGAACUUUAGAUUUUAUUGUAAGUAUCUGAUGAGACAAAAUGGAGCUGUACAAACCCCGGAGUGCUGAGCUAGUAUAUGCGAUAUAUGUAGGUGGGAACAGUAACCUCGUCUCGUUCUUAUGUACGGAAGGAAUAUUUUGUAAACGCUGUGUUUGAGGUCCCCUCCCAUCCCUGGUGAGAAUGGAGGUGAACUUACCCCCUGCAGGUAAUAAAGAAUAAAGCUGCUUGAUGAAGAAACACUCAGUGUUGGGAUUGUGUUCUGUGAGUCUCAGCAGAGAGAUACUUGACAGGGGGUUAAGGGUGAAAGGUGGGGAGUUUAUGGGGCACAUGAGGGGAUACCUCUUCACUCAGAGGGUCACACACCCACAAAACGUCUCCCCCCGAAUGAGGCGGAGCCCAAAUGUCGGGUCCCUCAAAUGAGCUGCUGCCAACCGGAGACCGGGGUCUUCGGGCUGGUUUGUUGCCGCCAGAGAACAUGAUGUGUGCCCCUGGUGAUGGACACACUGACGGUAGGUGUCGGCGAUUGAAAGCCCGUGUUUCCCUGCACCCCACCCCCCCCCCCGGAUCCAGCCAGUCUCGUUCCCCCGGGAGAUGAAAGAGAAAGUAAAUUCAUCCGCUUACAACUGGACAAUGAUGUGUGUUAAUUAUUUGGACAAUGCAGUUCAAACAAUUAGUGAGGUUGUGGAUGUCACCAAAACCGGUGUGUGGAGAAAGUGAGGGUUGUCUAAGGUUCCAGUGGGAUCGAGACCAGUUGGGAAAGUGGGCCGAGGAAUUGCAGGUGGAUCUUAGCUGUCACUCAGAAACAGUUCUUCAGGGGGUCAUAGACGACUGAGACACGAAAGAGAGCUUUUCUUGGGCUCUGGAUUCAAACGGACAAGACUCAUCUCGUUUGAAGGUACCACGGCAGAAUAAAAGUUGUUGCUCCGCCACCCUGAGGGUGCAGUCAUCAAUUAGGAGCAACUUCGCACCAUCCUCCACAAGUCUGACUUACCAGUCAGCACGCAUUUUAAUUCUUCAUUCCCAGUCCUGUUCCGCCGUGUCGAUCCAUGGACUCCUCUUGUGCCAAGAUGAGCUCCCAUCCCCCCACCCCAGGGUGGUGGAGCAACACAUUAUAUUCCGUCUGGGUACCCUCCAACCUGACGGCAUGAACAUCGAUUUCCCCUCCUGUGAAUAAAUUACCGUCACCCUCCUCUAUGCCCCACUCUGACCUUGUACUUCUCACCUUCCUACAUUCCUCCCGGGACCCUCCUCCUGCCCUCUCUCUGGUCCACUCUCCCCUCCUAUCAGAUUCUUUAUUCUCCAGCCCACCCUUUCUUGACCUUCCCCACCCACCCGGCAUCAAAUUCCAGCUCGCCUCUUCCCCUCCCCCACCAUAUUUCUAUUCUGGCACCUUCCCCUGUGCUUCUCUGCCCUGCAGAAGGCUUUCUGCCAAAAAACGCCGUCUGUUCAUAAUUUUCUAUAGAUGCUGCCUGAGGUGCUGAGUUCCUGCAGCGUUUUGUGUGAGUCGCCUUGAAUUUCCAGCAUUUGCAGACUUUCUCCUGUUAGUUCCAGAAAUCGCCGUCCGUGACCAGACGAUCACAUGCGCAUGCGUAAGGUCGCGGUGAGUUUCGCGCGUGCGCACGGUGGACAAAAAGCUCGGAGACUCGCUGCAGGUAGGAGCGGGGAUCCGGGCGGAUUAUCAUCGGUACCGGCGUCCGAACCGCGACCGGCCACACCUUUCUUCCCCACCCCGGGUUAGUCCAAGUCCUUACCCCUCUCUCUACGGGGGCUCCGGGGAAUUUGCUGCUGAGGAGCGGAGACGCUGGAGCCGUGGCGGAUAGAUGGGUCUCUUCUUCGUGUAGGUUUCUGGGUAAUGAGGCAGCCAUUGAUGACAGGGCCAGCGUUUUCCCCGUUAGUCCGUAGGCCGUAUUUGGAAUCGCAGGGGGAGGGAAGGGGAGUAGAUGGAUCACUCGGGCACCACCGAGCACUGAGGAGCUGACCUUCCAGUCAAUGAAAAUGUCAAUUUUUACUGUAUGAAAAGAAGGAAACAAAAUCCUUACAUCAGCUUUAGUCCUUGUGGAAAUCACCUUUGUUCCAUCUUGAUCUGGACCUUUCUACCUGUGAGAACUUGUUUAGUACCAUUCGCUUUGGGUACAUAAUAAUACCAAUUACCUUUGGCCUGGUUAACAAGUGACCUGUAGCGUUCUCAUCACAAAUAUGCCACUCUCCAAUGAGAACAAGGACUGCCCUCCCCAUCAUGUUCAUUGGCAUUGCCGCUGACGGGCUCUCCACCGUCAAUCACCUGUGCGGAGGGGCAGAGUAAUUUGAAACUCUCCAGGGUUUGCUAUGUAACAUCACAUGCUCUUUGUAGUGCUGCCGUACACGAUCAGAACUUGAAAUAAUACCUAUGUUUUCUCUAAUUUAUUUUUCUCAGAACGUAUGGACCGACCAUUUGUCUGAAAGUUAAAUGUUUAAACAGCCUGAAAACAGCACGGCAUCAACAAAACACCAGCUGUGCAGCAGCAAAGGCUGUCUGUGUGGGAACAUUUCAGUUACUGCGCAGCUCGGAAUAAUAUGGGACAGAGAAUAAUACUAAUGGAAGGAAUUAGACUGAGCUAAGUCACAGAUUGAAAUUCCCAUUCUCACACAGACAGGAAAUCUGUUGGGGAAUUAGAUGGACAGACCAGUUGCCGGCGUCAUGAGCAGUUAGAAGGUUAGAAAUGACAAAAAUUGUGUACGGGAAUUUUAAACAGAACAACAUGUCAGUUUGCUGUCUCUGCCCAGAUAUUUAAGGAGUUACUAGAUAUUUAACAAUGUAUCACUGUUGAUCCUUGGAGAUGAAGAAUUUUGUCAUCACAGCUGGAAAAGUGCUUUGUGUCUGAAAUUAAGUUUUCUGUUGUAACUCACUGAAAUCCACUGGAACCGGGGAACUGAGAACACACCAGCAUUUGUUCACUGGAGAUCAGUUCUUCAACUACUUUGAUUGUGCAAGGGGUUUACUACAUCUGAUAUUUGACUUAUGAAUUGACAAAGAACUGUGGGAAGGGAUUCACUCUUCACUCACUCAUCUCACCUGCAUGCACAACAGCGAGUUCACACUGAUAAGAUGUCUUUCACCUGCGCUGAUUGUGGGAAGGGAUUCACUCGGUCAUCCUGCCUACUGACACACCAGCGAGUUCACACUGGUGAGAAGCCAUUCACCUGCUCAGACUGUGGGAAGGGAUUCACUCAGUCAUCGCAACUGCGGAGACACCAGUCACUUCACACUGGGGAGAAGCCAUUCGCCUGCUCAGACUGUGGGAAGGGAUUCACUUGGUCAUCUGAACUGAAGAUACAUCAGCGAACUCACACUGGAGAGAGGCCAUUCACCUGUUCAGACUGUGGGAAAGGGUUUAUUCGGUCAUCUCAACUGAAGGUACAUCAGCGAACUCACACUGGGGAGAGACCGUUCACCUGCUCAGUCUGUGGGAAAGGAUUCACUCAGUCUUCUGUACUGAAGGAACAUCAGCGAAUUCACACCGCAGAGAGGCCAUUCACCUGCUCAGACUGUGGGAAAGGAUUCACUCAUUCAUCUGUACUGAAGGUGCAUCAGAGAAUUCACACUGGGGAGAGGCCGUUCACCUGCUCAGACUGUGGGAAGAAAUUCACUGACUCAUCCAGGCUACAGGCUCACCAGCGAGUUCAUACUGGAGAGAGGCCGUUCACCUGUUCAGACUGUGGGAAGGCAUUUACUCGGUCAUCUCAAGUGAUGGUACAUCAGCGGAUUCACACUGGGGAGAGGCCAUUUUCCUGCUCUGAAUGUGGGAAGAGAUUUAUUCAUUUAUCUGACCUGCAGGUGCACCAGCGAGUCCACACUGGAGAGAGGCCGUUCACCUGCUCAGACUGUGGGAAGGCAUUUACUCGGUCAGUUGAACUGAAGACACAUCAGCGAAUUCACACUGGGGAGAGGCUGUUCAUCUGCUCAGACUGUGGGAAAGGGUUUAUUCGGUCAUAUCAACUGAAGGUGCAUCAACGAGUCCACACUGGGGAGAGACCAUUCACCUGCUCAGACUGUGGAAGGGGAUUUAUCCAGUCAUCUCAACUGAUGAUACAUCAGCGUAUUCACACUGGGGAGAGACCGUACGCCUGUUCUGAUUGUGGAAAGAGAUUCAGUCAGUCAUCCGACUUACAGACACACCGACGAGUCCACACUGGGGAGAGGCCAUUCUCCUGCUCCCAAUGUGGGAAGAGAUUCUCUCAGUCAUCCCACCUGGUAACGCACUACCGAGUACAUCGGCGAGUUCACACUGGGGAGAGGCCGUUCACCUGCUCAGAAUGUGGAGAGGCAUUCACUCGGUCAUCUCACCUACUGAGACACCAGCUGGUUCACACUGGGGAGAAACCGUUCAGCUGCUCAGAAUGUGGGAAGGCAUUCACUCGGUCAUCUCAACUACAGGAACAUCAGCAAACUCACACUGGGGAGAAACCGUUCAGCUGCUCAGAAUGUGGGAAGGGAUUCACUCGGUCAUCUGACCUGAAGGUACAUCAGCAAGUUCAUUCUGGGGUGAGUCCGUUCACCUGCUCUGAAUGUGGGAAAGGUUUCAUGCACUCAUCCAAACUACGGAGACACUUGCUGGUUCACACUGGGGAGAGGCCAUUCACCUGCUCUGAGUGUGGGAAGGGAUUCACUCAGUCAUCCAAACUACAGACACACUGGCUGGUUCACACUGGGGAGAAACCGUUUGCCUGCUCAGUAUGUGAGAAAGGAUUCACACGGUCAUCUCAACUGAAGGAACAUCAGCGAGUUCACACUGGGGAGAAACCGUUCACCUGCUCAGACUGUGGGAAGGAGUUCGCUCGUGCAGCUCAGCUGAGCGUCCAUCAACGAUUUCACACCGGGGAGAAACCGUUCAGCUGCUCUGAAUGUGGGAAGAGAUUCACUCUGUCAUCUGACUUGAAAGUACAUCAGCGAGUUCACACUGGGGAGAGGCCAUUCACCUGCUCGGACUGUAGGAAGCGAUUCAUUCGGUCAUCUCAACUGAACACACAUCAGUGCUUUCACACUGGGGAGAAACCGUUCAUUUGCUCAGACUGUGGGAAAAGAUUCACUCUGUCAUUUCGUCUACUGAGGCACCAGUUAGUUCACACUGGGGAGAAACCGUUCAUCUGCUCAGACUGUGGAAAGGAGUUCGCUCGAUCAUCUGGCUUGAAAAUACAUCAGCGAGUUCACACUGGGGAGAGGCCAUUCACCUGCUCAGACUGUGGAAAGGAGUUUGCUGGGUCAUCGGAUUUGAAAAUACAUCUGCGAGUUCACAUUGGGGAGAGGCCGUUCACCUGCUCUGUGUGUGGGAAGGGAUUCACUCACUCAUCCACCCUACAGAGACACCAGCUGGUUCACACUGGGGAGAGGCCAUUCACUUGUUCUGAAUGUGGGAAGGGAUUCACUCAGUCAUCCAACCUUUUGUCACACCAGCGAAUCCACACUGGGGAGAGGCCGUUCACCUGCUCAGAUUGUGGGAAGGCAUUCGCUCACUCAUCCACCCUUUUGUCACACCAGCGAAUCCACACUGGGGAGAGGCCAUUCACCUGCCCUGAAUGUGGGAAGGGAUUCACUCGGUCAUCCAAGCUACAGAGACACCAGUUAGUUCAUACUGGGGAGAAACCAUUCACUUUCUCAGAUUGUGGGAAGGGAUUCACUUAGUCAUCUGACUUGAAGCUACAUCAGCGAGUUCACACUGGGGACAGACCGUCAGACUAUAAGACUUAAGACCAGAAGGGGGCUGUUUACCCCAUUGAGUCUGUUCUGUCAUUUAAUCAUGGCUGAUCCAAAUUUGCUCUCUGCUCCAAUCUCCUGUCUUGUCCCUGUAUCCCUUCAUGCCCGGAUCAAUCAAGGUUCUGUCCACCUCUGCCCUAAAUGUACAUAAAGAAUUGGCCUCCACAGCUGCCUGUGGCACGGAAUUCCCCAGAUUCACCACUCUCAGUCCGUUCUCUGUCAUCUCCGUUCUAAAAGGACACCCCUCUAUUCUGAAGCUCUGUUCCCUGGUCGUAGACUUUUCCACCACAGGAAACAUCCUUUCCACAUCCACUCAUAUCAAGCCCUUCCACAGUUUGAUAAGUUUCCAUGAGAUCAGCCCUAAUUCCUCUGCUGAUACAGGCUCAGGCCCAUUGAACGCUCUUCAUAUGACAAUCCAUUCAAUCCUGGAAUCUGUUUUUGUGAACAUACUUUGAACCGUUUCGGCACAUCCUUUCCAAGAUCAGGGGCCCAGACCUGUCCUCCAAGUGAGGCCUCACCAGUGAUGACCAACUUCCCAAAUUACAUCCUCGCUGAUAUAUUGUAGAUCUCUCGAAAUGAAUGCUGACGUUGCGUUUGCCUUCCACACCACAGACUCGACCUGCAAAUUAACCUUCAGGGAAUCCUGAACAUGGACUCCCCGUGUCCCUUUGCACCUCAGUUGUUUGGUAUUUUCUGUCCAUUUCAAAGAAGUUAACACUUUCAUUUCUUCUACCAAAAUGCAUGAACAUACACUUCCCAGCACUGUAUUCCAUCUGCUGUUUUUUUUCCCAUUCUCUAAAUCUAUCUCAGUCCUUCUGUACCCUCUCUCCCUAAAACUACCUGCCCCUCCUCAUGUCUUUAUAUCGUCUGCAAACCUUGUAACAAAGCCAACAAUUCUGUCUUCCAAACUAUUGGAAUAUAACAAAAAUCACCAGUCCGAACACAGAGCCCUGAGGAACACCACUAGUAACUGGCAGCCAACCAGAGUUGGCUCCCUUUAUUCCCAGUCUUUGCCUCCUACCAUUUAGCUUGUCAUGGUCCGGUCCGUGACGUCUGCGUUCCGGUUCACGGUCCGGUCCGUGGACUCUGGACUCCGGGCUGUCCAUUGUUUCAUUUGGGCUUAAUCACAGGCACCUGAUUCUCAAAUUGGGGCUGGAAUAUCAGUGGCCCUGGGUUCGAGAGUAGGUUCGGGUUGGUCUUGUCAGUAUCCUGUCCUCGCCACUGUGGGGUAGGUCAGGCCGUCUUUCCCAUUGCCCUGCGGUUGAUUCUGUCCCUCCCUGUCCUCGCCUCCGUUGGGUAAGACAGGCCGGCUUUGCCGUUACCCUUCCCUGGACUGUUCCCUUCCCUUCCCUUCCAUCCCUUCCCCUUCUUUCAGCAACCCACGCCUGAAGCCUUGCCUGCGUCAUCACCUGCAUCAUCGCCUGAAUCACCAUCAAGUUUAACCGCUGGAGUGAGACUGGAGCCUUGUCAUGCCAACAGAAGGAACUGUCUAUCGGUGAGAUUAGAAUUGUCUCUUUGUGUCCCCGUGUUUAGUGUCUGUGUAUGAGUCCCGGCCCUACGUCCUGUCCCCAAGGGGGGGGGGGGGUCCUGACUCUGUGUAAAGCCCCGGCCCUACGUCCUGUCCCCAAGGAGGGGUCCUGACUCUAUGUAAAGCCCCGGCUCUACUUCCUGUCCCCAAGGAGGGGUCCUGGCUCUAUGUAAAGCCCUGGCCCUACGUCCUGUCCCCAAGGAGGGGUCCUGACUCUAUGUCAAGCCCCGGCCCAACGUCCUGUCCCCAAGGAGGGGCCCUGGCUCUGUGUUCUGUGUUCCUGUGCUCGAGUCCAAGGCUCAGUAGGAAGACUGUUUGUCGCUACUCGAGUGGACUGCCGUUGUUUGUCGUUCCGUGUCCAAGUCCUGUCCAAGUCUCAGGCUCCGAGUCAAGUCCAGUCCGGGUCAAAGUCUCCGCGGAAGUUUCCAGUACAUGUUCGAGGCUCUGAGGACGUUCCCAGUCCUGUUACCUUGCCACGUCCAGUCCUCGUCUGGAUCCGGAGUCCGAGCCCGAGUCAAGACCCAGGUUCCGGGUCCCUGUCCAGUCUCUGUCUUGGAAUCCUUGUCCAGACUCCUAGUUCCCAGAUCUUAGUUCCUCGUCCAGGCCUCACCUUCCUACUCUUGUCCUAGCCCAUGCCCUUUCACCUAGUGUUGUCCAGGGCCUGUGUCAUGUGCAGUGUCGUUUCUUCCCCACUUCUUUCCUGAUACACCUAGUCCUCUCCCUAGCACUUCAGUGUCUGUGUCUUGCAUUUGGGUCCGUUCCCAACGCCCACCUUAUGGCACAGCCACUGUUUAAUCCAUGCUGGAAUCUCCACUGUGAUACCAUGGGUUUAUUCAACAGCCUAGUGUGGUGCACCUUGUCAAAGGCCUUCUGAAAAUCCAUUCGGGUUCUUCAUUCGGGUUGCUUUUCCAGCAGGAGUUUCACUUGAGGAAACCAAUUCUCCUUUGUUGAUCCUGCUUGUUGCUUCUUCCAAGAAUGCCAACAGAUUUGUCAGGCAAGACUUUCCCUUCAUGAAACUUUGCUGACUUUAGAGAAAUUGAAGGCUCGAAGAAAAAUAGAGGGCUAUGGGUAACCCUAGGUAAUUUCUGAGGUAAGGGUAUGUUUGGCGCAGCUUUGUGGCCCGAACAGUCUAUUGUCCUGUAGGUUUUCUAUGUUUCUAUGGCCUAUGGUCUUCAGUCGAAGAUUAAAGGCAGAGCCUUGCAGCAGUUUGUUUCCGUUGGACCUUUGAGCAGCGGCCAGUCAGCAUUCAGGUUUGCUCAGCAAGAACUGAAAGUUGGGCAGGAGCGAGUGGAGCGGUCAGUGUCAGAGUGAAUGGAGUCGGAGUGGAGAUUUUGAGGCUUUAGCUGAAGGUAGAGAUUUUUUUGCCCCCUUCUUUUCAGUUGCUUAGUGAGAACAGCAGAGAUUACAGACGGGGUAGCAGAUAGCUCCUCUUGUGGGGUGUGGGAAGCAGGGACACCUCCAUCUUCUAACAAGGCACGGAACAGACACUCUGACUGACCAUCAAAUUCUCGGACUGUAUUCCUGUCUGUGUGAGAUUGGGCUGUUUCUGACUUCAAUCAAUCUAUGACUUGGCUCAAUUUGUCCUUUGACAUUAUUUCAAGUUCUGGUCAUGUUGCACAAGACUACAAAGAUAACAUUUUACUGCAUGUACGAUCCUGGAGAUUUACUAAUUACUUGGAUCGCCCCCCCCCCCCCCCACCUGCUGAUUGACAGUGAUGAACCCAUCGAUGGCAAUGCCAAUGAAUAUAUAGUGGAGGGCAGUGGUUAUUCUCAUUGGAGUGCGGCACCUUUGUGAUCUGAAAGCCAGAAGUCACUUGUCGUCGAGGCAAAGGUGUUUCAUAUCUUUAUCAACCCAGAGUGAACUGAAUCUGACGGAAGGUUUUAUUUCCAUACAGCACGAAUUGACACUUUCACUAGUUCAACGGACUCGGAGUCCGCAGCGGUUGGAGCAUUUUCAUUGUGUGCUGCAUCUGCGAGGCUGAGUCGGGCGGCGCUGUGGAAGUAUAGCGGAGGUAUUCCCUUCUGCCGCCUGCGUGGGAUGGCGAGGCUGUCGGGACCCUGAGGGCUUGUGGAAACUGUGUGCUGGUUUCUUUUAGAACUUAUAGUCUUUUAACAUCUUUGGACUAUUUUAACUGUUCCCAUGGUCUGUUUUUUUUAAUCAAUUAUGCUAUUGUUUGCUCUGUUGUAACUAUAUGUUGUAAUUAUGUGGUUUUGUGCAGGUCUUGUAUCUUUAGUUUUUGGUCUUGUUUUGUCUGGUGAUUUGGAGCUACUUUCCAGAGAACGCGCUAAGAUCGUAGCGCGAUAUUAAUAAGCAGCAUCCUCUCCGGACUCUGGAUUGGGGAUUGCCAAACGUUACGUGGAUUUUCUGGUGUAGUCUGUUCUGUAAUGUGCUUUUGUGAUAUCUCACAAAACGUUGUCUCAUUUUUAACUGCAUUGCAUUUGUGGUUUCUAAAUGACAAUAAACUGAAUCUGAAUCUAAAUGGAAGGUAAACUCUUUAACUGAGAUAAACUGGUAACUAUAUUUUUGUUCAGAGUUCAUAAUCCUCGAAUUUACAUA
Hypanus sabinus (Atlantic stingray) is the source of this 11096-nucleotide messenger RNA. RefSeq names its product zinc finger protein 850-like. Gene Ontology annotation, cellular component: nucleus. The coding region runs from base 4366 to 6939 and encodes 857 amino acids. Lineage: Eukaryota; Metazoa; Chordata; Chondrichthyes; Myliobatiformes; Dasyatidae. Gene Ontology annotation, biological process: regulation of transcription by RNA polymerase II. Gene Ontology annotation, molecular function: RNA polymerase II cis-regulatory region sequence-specific DNA binding; DNA-binding transcription activator activity, RNA polymerase II-specific. The record is from RefSeq and is a predicted model, not a curated record. The transcript has 3 exons.